UACCCCUCUGUCACCGCACGCACAGUCGCUUCACCACGAUCUCUUUGUUAAACUGACUUUACCGAUAAAGAAUUAUAGACAAAUAUCCACAAUGAGCGUUCACGUAAGUAGGUGGCGGUUGUUGAAGCUUUUUUGCAUUUGCGCCAUUAUCGCUCAAAAUGAUGGCAUCAAAAGAACUUUCUUCAUCGGCAUAAGAGAAGAAAAGUGGGAUUAUGCGCCGGGCGGUUAUAAUCGUAUCAGUGGUAAACCUGCUGCUGAGGAUACGCAUGCAUCCAUGUUCCUGCAACAGGGUCCCCAUAGGGUUGGGCAUGUCUAUAAGAAAGCUAUAUACAAACAGUACACAGAUGGGACCUACUCCACAGAAAUCCCCAAACCAUCCUGGCUGGGCUACCUGGGACCAGUGCUUAAGGCUGAGGCUGAUGAUACCAUAGAGCUGCACUUGAAGAACUUUGGAUUCAGACACUAUUCACUGCACUCACAUGGAGUCUUCUACCUGAAAAACUCAGAGGGGGCACUAUAUCCAGAUGGAUCCUCUGGAGCAGACAAGCAUGAUGAUGGUGUUGCCCCUGGAAGAACACACAUCUAUAACUGGACAGUGAAGGAUGCGCCUACACAGGAUGAUGCCAACUGCUUGACUUGGGCUUACCAUUCACAUGUGUUGGCAAGCAAAGAUAUCUCCUCCGGACUCAUAGGAGCCCUGCUGACUUGCAAGAAAGGAACCCUGCAGACACUGGAGGGAAAUGACUCUGAAGCGAGAAGGGCGGAUGUAGAUAAGGACUUCCUUCUUAUGUUCAGUGUGGUGGAUGAAAACCUCAGCUGGUAUCUACAUGAGAACAUACAGACCUUCUGUACUGAUCCACAUGCCGUGGAUCCCAAUGAUCCCGAGUUCCAGCAAUCCAAUCAGAUGAAUGCCAUUAAUGGUUACAUGUAUGGUAACCUCCCUGAAAUUGAGUUGUGCCAGUACCAAAGAGUGGCCUGGCAUCUCCUUGGCAUGGGCAAUGAGGUGGAUGUCCACUCAGUAUAUUUCCAUGGGCACACACUACUGACACGAGGUCAUCGUGUCGACACGGUCAGUUUGUUUCCUGCCACCUUCCUCAACGUGGAAAUGGUGUCCUUCACAACAGGAAAAUGGUUGUUUGGCUGUCAGGUCAACAGUCAUUUGCAAGAUGGUAUGCAGGCACUGUUCCGUGUUACACCCUGUACUGGGCAGAAUGACUCCCUAGCUACUCAGAAUGGAACAACAAGGAAGUACUUCAUUGUUGCUGAGAUGGUUCACUGGAGCUAUGCCCCAUCAGGAGUAGAUCAACUGAACAAUGCUUUACUGAAUGAAAGCCAGAGGCCCUCCAGGUUGUAUUUCGGGAAGGGUUUUGGCCAUCUUGGUGGAGAAUAUGUGAAAGUGGUAUUCAGAGCAUACAAUGAUAGCACUUUUUUGUAUAAGAAAGAGCCAACCAGCAAGGAGACCCACCUCGGGAUUCUAGGUCCUGUGCUGCGUGCUGAAGUUGGGGAUGUUUUGGAAGUCACAUUUUUGAACAAGGCUGACAAGAAUUACAGUAUCCAGCCCCAUGGCCUCCAGUACAUUAAGCUAUAUGAGGGAGCUCUGUAUGAAGAUGGUACAGUGAAAAAUGGCUCUCACGUGCCGCCAGGUGGCUCCUUCACCUAUAGGUGGCAGGUGAGGGAGGGGCCUACAGAGAGUGACCCGCCCUGUAUCACCUACCUGUACUUUUCCUCCACUGACCCCAUCAGAGACACUAACUCUGGCCUCGUUGGUCCCCUGCUAGUGUGCAAGGAAGGUGCAUUGAGCUCCAAUGACACCCAGAGAGAUGUGGACCAUGAGUUCUUCCUGCUCUUCUCUAUAUUCGAUGAAAACCUAAGCUGGUAUCUGAAUAACAGCAUUAAGAUAUACGGGAUGAAUGAAUCCACCGCAAAUGAUGAUGCCUUUGUAGAAAGCAACAUGAUGCAUGCUGUGAAUGGCUACAUGUACGGAAACCUGCCGGGGCUGGACAUGUGCAAUGGUGCCCGGGUCAGAUGGCAUGUCUUGGGACUUGGCACAAAUGUUGACAUGCAUGGAGUUCACUUUCAGGGCAACACCUUUCUCAAAGAGGGCACUACCCGUGACACUCUCAGCGUGUUCCCACACACAUCUGUCACUGUUUUCAUGCAAGCAGUUACAGCCGGGUUGUUCGAGGUGAGCUGCCGAGUGACUGAGCAUUACAUAGGAGGGAUGAAGGUGCAGUAUAGAGUGCGUGCAUGUGGGCAGAGCUCCACAGCGUCGCCCACUGUUCCUAAUGUGAAAUACUUCAUCGCUGCUGAGGAGGUGGAGUGGGACUACUCACCUAAUCGGACCUGGGAGUUUGAGUACUUUAAUGCUACUGACAAGGACAGUCCUGGCAGCAUAUUUGUUGGGAGAGGUAAGAACAGGCUUGGCUCCAAAUAUAAGAAGGUAAUCUACAGGGAGUUCACCACUGACACAUUCAUGACCAGAAAACAGCGACUGCCUGAAGAGCAGCAUCUGGAAAUACUGGGCCCAAUUAUCAGGGCAGAGGUUGGGGACAUUCUCCAGAUAACGUUCCUGAAUAAGGCUAGCCGGCCAUACUCUAUACAGCCUCAUGGAGUGCAGGCCUUUCCCCCACAGGCUGAGCCUGUAUUGCCUGGAAAUGUCACUAAGUACUUGUGGGGAGUUCCUGAGAGGUCUGGUCCAAGUGCAUCCCAACCAAACUGCAUUACAUUCGCCUAUUACUCUAAUGUGGACUUCAUUAAGGACACAGCCAGUGGACUAAUUGGACCACUAGUAGUCUGCAGGAAAGGGACACUCAACCGGGCCAGACGGAGGCUGGACGUGGAUCGGGAGUUUGCUCUGAUCUUCCUCAUCUUUGAUGAGAACAUGUCAUGGUACCUGGAGCAAAACAUCAAGGAGUACUACAACAGCUCACUCCCUCUGAUCAAAAACUCCGAAUUUCAGGAGAGCAACAAAAUGCAUGGGAUCAAUGGCAAGGUGUACGGCAACCUUUGCGGACUGGACAUGCAGAAAGGUGAGCGGGUGGACUGGUAUCUGCUGGGGAUGGGAAGUGAAGUAGACCUGCACACCGUCCACCUGCACGGCCAUACGUUCAUCUACAAGACGGACCUAGCCCAUCGGGCCGAUGAGUUGGACCUGUUCCCAGGCACGUUUCAGACCACUGAGAUGGUGGCCGAUGCUGAGGGAAUGUGGCUACUCCACUGCCAUGUGGUUGACCACAUCUCCGCCGGCAUGGAAACCGUUUACACGGUCAACCCACGCGCAGACUCUAUGAAUGUGUACUUCAGGUGGCAGCACUGUGGUUCAAAACCUCGGUAUUGCCUUCAUCUCGGCUUUCAUCUCCUCCCUUGGACUAAUGUGAUCUCGGACCAAGACACUUUCAGUGCGUUUUCCUUAUUAUGAAUUCAUUUGUUCUGGCCAGUCUGUUUUGUUGCACAAGAAGCAUAAAUGAUUGAUUAGAAAUAAACUGUGCAUAUUCAAGAGCAGAAUGUAUGAUUCGUUAUGGGAUGUGAUGUAUGGUUCCGCUUAUUUUACUUGAAAAUUGAAUAAAAUGUUCUUUCACAUAA
Electrophorus electricus (electric eel) is the source of this 3582-nucleotide messenger RNA. It is a transcript of the gene hephl1b, whose product is annotated as hephaestin-like 1b. The record is from RefSeq and is a predicted model, not a curated record. Gene Ontology annotation, cellular component: plasma membrane. Gene Ontology annotation, molecular function: copper ion binding; oxidoreductase activity. Gene Ontology annotation, biological process: iron ion transport. Lineage: Eukaryota; Metazoa; Chordata; Actinopteri; Gymnotiformes; Gymnotidae.